AAGAAGAUGUUGAAGAAAUGAGUGGUGAUGACAGGCAAGAAGAUGCUGAAGAUGACAUGGCAACAGAUUCGGGAGAAAAUAAACUGAGCGAGAGAGUUACAUUUUCAGAAAUACCACCACCACCUAGGACAUCUGCUACUCGGACAUCAAGAGGACGGACAAGAGCUCACAGAGGGCGACCCAGCCAUCUAGCCCUUCCAAGUUCUCCUUCCCCCAACAGGAGUUUGACAGAGGUAGCUGCCGCUGUGACAGCCAGGCUGUACAGGCCUCGGAAGCCAAGGCCUGAUCUUGAGGGUAACUACCUCAGAGGCAGCAAGGACCGUAUCAGCUCCCCGUCAACAAGCCCGGUAACAACCAAGAGAUCAAAGGAAUCCCCAUUUAAAUUUUUCUCAUCUGGUUCUGAUCUGUCCGACUCUGCAACACCAAAACGUGACUUUCUAAAGAAAGGCAGCAAGAAGCAAAUGACCACACCAAUAAAUGAGCCAUUGGAGAUCACUGG
Molecule: messenger RNA, 499 nt
Organism: Lymnaea stagnalis (great pond snail)
Lineage: Eukaryota; Metazoa; Mollusca; Gastropoda; Lymnaeidae
Source: the annotation of a GenBank genome assembly